ACUCAGUCCUUCGACUAUGGUUUACAAAAACUUGAACACCACUAUGCAUUCACGUAUGCACGACGGAUCCGAACAAUUUCGGGACGAUAACAAUUAUAUUGGUUAGCCUAGGUUAGCCUCACGAGGGGUUUGUAUGACAGCUGGAAGUCCGCAUCAGUGAAGAAAAAAAGUUUACAGCGCCUAGGGUUGUCGAGCCUGAGGCAGAAUAUAUCUUCCCCCAUGGGCCCACAUGACCAGAUUCUAGGUCCUCUUCUAAUAGGGAUUCUUUUCAAUACCUAUUUGUAUGGGAUCGUCACAUACCAAUUCGCAUUAUAUUACCGAGCGGAUUUCAACGAUCGACUUGCCGUGAAAUGUGUGGUGGCAUUCUUGCUCGUCCUUGACAUAGUUCAUAGUAUAGCGUUAAUCUAUAUGGUUUGGGUGUACAUGGUUGCGAACUACACAAAUCCAACCACAUUGCAGUUAAUGUACGGUAUUGUCAUCACGAUGGCUCUCCCCACAUUUGGUCUUGGAAUAGCUUGUGGUAUCGAAGCAUGGUUCAUCCAUGUGCUUGCUGAUAUGCCACGUAUCAAUGGCCUUGCGACAGCCUGGAUUGUGAUGCAAGUGAUCGUGGACACAUUCUUAACCGGUCAGCAUCUGUGUCCCGUCCCAUGACUUUGCCACCAAUUUUUGUCACACCUCCUAG
Pisolithus orientalis is the source of this 682-nucleotide messenger RNA. RefSeq lists its product as uncharacterized. The record is from RefSeq and is a predicted model, not a curated record. The transcript has 10 exons. Lineage: Eukaryota; Fungi; Basidiomycota; Agaricomycetes; Boletales; Pisolithaceae. The coding region runs from base 220 to 651 and encodes 143 amino acids.